Lodderomyces elongisporus is the source of this 954-nucleotide messenger RNA. RefSeq names its product Tim54p (gene TIM54). NCBI's taxonomy places the organism in Eukaryota, Fungi, Ascomycota, Pichiomycetes, Serinales, Debaryomycetaceae. The record is from RefSeq and is a predicted model, not a curated record. Bases 1 to 954 code for a protein of 317 amino acids. The transcript has 2 exons.
AUGAGUUGUGUUGACUUUGAAAUUUUCAGUGAAAAUAGACAAGGUGAUAUUCGUGCUAAUGUUGCUCAAAGAAUCCGAGAUUUGAGGAUCAAAGCGGCUGGUGGACAAUCAAACGAGGAGAAGGAUGCACUUGCAACAUCACAAUCAACCACAACGCCAGUGACUCCAGUAACGUCAUUUACUUUGGCAAAGAACAACACUCCAGCAGCUGAUUCAGAAGAAACCGUGAGCCGAUCUACCUUGUAUAAGCCAGCAGAUGUGCUUGGUCUCUACAGAAUCUUUCCUCAAAAAGUGGACAUUGUUUCUGACGACUCUACCAAGGAAGGUAUGGACAAUGAUAGUGCUGUUGCUGGAGGUGUGGUAUGUAUAGGUAGAGGCGCUUACAAGGAGUAUAUAAGUGGUCUCCAUGAAGGUCUUCUUGGACCUUUGGUCAAACCGGAAGCGAUUGCCGAGGAAGAAGCCAAGAGAGCUGAAGAGCAUGCUAAUGAUACAUCUUCCAACAAUGGAGAUGAUGACGAUGAGGAAAAAAAUCUCAAACCUGUUGCUAUGAAAUAUAUUAGCGGAAAAGAAUAUCCGGAUGCGCCACUUGCGCCAGAAUUCGACAUGAGUCGGAUUGUACGUAACGAGCAAGGUGUUCCUGAAUUUUUUGAGCAACCAGUGUAUGUUUUCCCAGUUCCCAAAGUGCAAGGAUUUGUCAAUAUUCCAACCAAGAUUUAUCGCUGGUUCACCAAGAGAUUUCUUGCCGAUGAUUAUGGAGAUCGAGCAGCACAUAUAGUGAAUAUGGAGACUAGACCAUUUGUAUAUAAGGAUAUCUUGAUGGCUGGUGAGGAAGAGAUUGACUGGCCCAAGAAUUGGGUGAAGAAGGGGUUGGAAAAGAAGUCUGAGUGGGUACAAGAACUUGAAUACGAUGAAAGGGUAACUUCUCGAUUACGUGUUUUUGAUGACAAGAAGUGA